Molecule: messenger RNA, 943 nt
Organism: Myxozyma melibiosi
Lineage: Eukaryota; Fungi; Ascomycota; Lipomycetes; Lipomycetales; Lipomycetaceae
Product: histone-fold-containing protein
Exons: 3
Coding region: 83-739 (218 amino acids)
Biological process (GO): leading strand elongation; heterochromatin formation; DNA damage response
Cellular component (GO): epsilon DNA polymerase complex; CHRAC
Molecular function (GO): chromatin DNA binding; protein heterodimerization activity
Source: RefSeq, a predicted model, not a curated record
GACGCGUGAAAGACCCACGGGGAUAUCUCUCUUUCGUCACUGCUUCUUCCUCAUUUCUUCUACCUGGAUUCAAUAAACUGCUAUGCCUCGAGCAAAGAAAAUUGCGUCCCCGGCUGCUGAGCAACCCGCGACGGAAGAUCACUCCAACAUCGACGAGAAUGGAAAAAACGAUAGCGCCGGUAUCGAUGAAUUUGUGUUGCCCAAAGCUACAGUGACUCGAUUAGCGAAAUCCGUGCUUCCGCAAAAUACACAGAUUCAGAAAGAUGCCAUGACUGCAGUCAGCAAGAGCGCGACUGUUUUUGUUAACUACUUGACUGCCACAGCGAACGAACUCACCGUGCAAUCCGGCCGUCGAACAAUCAACCCCAACGACGUUUACCAAGCGCUCGAGAUUCUCGAACUUCCAUUUUUCCUACCGCGGCUAAAAGCCGAGGUGAGCGAGUUCAAUAAAGUAGCCACCUCGAAAAGACAAGCAAAGGCGACCGCGUCUCAGCAACAGCUGCCGCAGCAGCACGAUCAGGACGAGGAACUUGCUGCUACGAAGACUGCGAAGGUUGAGGGUGAAGAUAAGGCAGCUACCCAUGCUGAGGACGAGGGUGGCGACCAGCAGAAUGCAAAGAAGGCUAGUGCUGCUAAGCGACGGGCUGGUAAACGCGCGAAGACAGCUGAUGGAAAGGCCGCUGUGAUCAACGCUGUACGUUUCUUGUGUCUGUGUUCUAUAUGUACGAAUAUGUUCUAACUAGUUGAAAUCACAGGGACCUCGAGGAGACGAUGAAGAAACUGAAGUCGAGGACGAAGAUGAUGACGAACCGGAGGAUGACGAAGAGGAAGAUGAAGAGGACGAGGAAGAUGAAGACGAGGAACUCGUGGAUGCCAACGACGAUGAUGACGACGAUGACAAAUUUACAGACGCAGAGGAAGAACACAACGACGAAGACACUCU